CACCUUUUUCCUCAUUCAGGCUCGACUCCCUCUCAUAAAAGGAUCGCUUGGAGUGGUGGUAGUAGUCGUGUGCCUGUUAAAUCAGCCAUCAUCAUGGCAAGCGAUCCAACCCUCCAAGAUCCCCUUCUUGCUCUUCGCCGCGCCAUUGCCGCGGGUAGUCUUCCCACGCCGACGACCUCCUCCGACCCCUCAGACCAGAAUGCCACCGACGACUUAGCUAGAGCCACAUACCUUUUCUUUCAGAAUCCCUCGCCACAGACUAUCCCGCUGAAUACAUCGACACGUUUCUUCUCGACCGCUUCCGACUCCGCUGUCGACCUGCGGAGUAUCUUCUUCGCUUGGCAGAAGAAAGAUGUCGCGAUUCCUGACUACAUCGCCUCCGCGCAGGAAUUGAAUGAAUCGCUAAAGCAGAAGGAGCGUAAGGAAGGAGAAGAGGAAGAGAAAGUGCAAAACCUGGUUUUCGUCGAGCGCUUAGACCUCAUCACCUGGCUCGAAGGCGCCUCGGAUGAAAGCGAAUAUAUUAAACCCUUAGAGGGUGCUGCUGCUGCUGCCGCCUCCGCGGCAGAUCAAGCUCAAGCCUCAGCCAACAUUGCUUCUGGUGCUGCUGGAGGUGUUUCCGCAAUUCCAAGCGGUGCACCUGGUGCCGCCGUGCCCGCUGGCGGGGCUCAGCAAGGAAAGGCUACGAAGGUCGUUGAUCCCAGGUUACAGGAAAUCUACAACGGCGAGCGCAAGACGGGUGAUCGGAAUAGCGUUUUACGGGGAAUCAAACCAACGGACUUCUCUCAUGUUCGCAAAACAGCGGAAGCGUUCCUUGGUCGUAACCGCUCACGAACAGGCCAAUACCCCCCGGGCGCAAAGCCUGGAAGCAAGCCGCAGUCUAUAGUACCGGCGCCAUCUGCCGGUCUUCCCCAGCCCCGUAAAGGCAGCUCCAAAACGCAGGAUCCGAUCAUUCUACUUUCACCAUCAGCAUCGUCUCUCAUCCGCAUGUCAAAUGUACGGUCGUUCCUUCAAGACGGUGUCUUUGUGCCUCCCGACCACCCCACCCUCUCCAUGCCCAGUUCCAACAUUUUGUACAUCAACCGCCCGUUGCGCAUACUUUCUGAUUCAUCCAAUCCAACAUCCCGAGCUAUCGGCUCUCAGGGUACAACCAGAAAACCAACCCGGUUCAUCCUUGUCGACAGCACAGCCAAUUUCAGACCAGACUACUGGAACAGACUCGUUGCUGUCUUCACCACCGGCCAAACCUGGCAGUUCAAGUCCUACAAGUGGUCCUCUCCUCCAGAACUAUUUAAGCAUGCUUCCGGCAUCCACGUCGGCUGGCGUGGCGAAGAGGUUCCGCGCGAAGUCCGCGGAUGGGGCCGUGGAGUCCAAAGCUUUUCCGUCGAGCGAUGGGAUGAAAAAGGCGGCGUCCAUGGCGCAGGCCGGUGGCGAGAUCGGGAGGUAGUUGAGGGCAUUUGGACUGCGAUCGAAGAGGGUAUGAAGCUAAGAGGCUGGGGAUCCAAAUAAUCUCCUUUUCUCAACCCAAUGUUCACUUCAUGAACAAAUUCCCGCCGCGUUCACACGUCUUUGCGUUUCCAUCGCCUUCAUCCCAAUUUCAUCUCCGAUGGCUCGCUCAAGGCUGGAUUGACCCAAUUA
Molecule: messenger RNA, 1635 nt
Organism: Aspergillus alliaceus
Lineage: Eukaryota; Fungi; Ascomycota; Eurotiomycetes; Eurotiales; Aspergillaceae
Product: CDC73 C-terminal domain-containing protein
Exons: 2
Coding region: 94-1506 (470 amino acids)
Biological process (GO): positive regulation of transcription elongation by RNA polymerase II; transcription elongation by RNA polymerase II
Cellular component (GO): Cdc73/Paf1 complex
Molecular function (GO): RNA polymerase II complex binding
Source: RefSeq, a predicted model, not a curated record